Messenger RNA from Lates calcarifer (barramundi perch), 2060 nucleotides. Its product is annotated as calcium-binding protein 1. The transcript is spliced from 7 exons. Lineage: Eukaryota; Metazoa; Chordata; Actinopteri; Centropomidae. The coding region runs from base 551 to 1687 and encodes 378 amino acids. Gene Ontology annotation, molecular function: calcium ion binding. The record is from RefSeq and is a predicted model, not a curated record.
AGUUUUGAGUGGGUCCAAGCCUUGUCCACUGAUGCUGAUGAUAUUAAGCAUAUGGAGACCUGUUAGUUUGCUGGUAAUAGAGACGCUCAAACGAUGAAUCAGUUUGUAGUAUAAUCAAAAGGGAAUGAUGCUCAUCAGGCGGCUCAUUAUGCGAGGGAUCAUCUAUAGUGACGUGGGUCUUACUGAACUUUGCGCGUGGACUGCGUGUGACACGCGGCCAGCGCAACACCGUGCUGUCAUCCAAACUUAGCGGAGCCCCCAUGUGAAGCGUCAGACUGACCGCCUGGCUGCCAGAUCACCAGGCUCUCCACUUCACAUCUUCUGCAGAUGCUCGAUCAGGUGGCUGCUGCUGCUGCUGCAACUUCAUCACCGCGGACUGUGCAGUGAUGGUCGAGUGUGUGGAUGUGGAUUAGAGAGAAAGAGAAGGGGGGUCCGACUGGCUGAUGCUGAACACCUGCACGUGGCGGCGGAAGACAGCCUUCUUUUUCCUUUACUCGACCUCCAGCCGCCUGCAGACUCGCUCCGCCCGUCAAGCGAGAGAAAGCCAACGAUGAGCGCCUCUCUUCCGAAAAGCGAGUCGACCACUUCUCUGCUGAGAUCGUCGGGGCUCAACCGCAGGUCCGCGCACUCGGAUCACGGUCCGCACGGUCACCGGAGUCACCGCGGCCACUGCCAUCCCACCGGAGCUGGAGGCGGCGAUGAUGCGGGCUGGACGGAGGACUGCGAGCCGAGCGCGCGGAGACCUCUCUGCCAACCCAGACACGCUGACUCACGAAAUUUAGGUGAUCAUCACCGGGUGCAGAAAAGCCACGCUCACCGGCAAACCGGCCCGCAGGAUGAUGGUUACGCUCAGGAGGACGUGAGACACAGGACGAGUCGGCAUCAGAGAGAGCGCGGCAAGUCCUCCAGGUCCAAACACUCGCAUCACCACCACGACUCCUCCCGAGGUGAGCUGCCUCCCGCAGAGCACCAUCACCAGGGCGGCUCCCGGCAGGACAGGAGGACCUCUCCAACUCCAUCAUAUCCCCAAAACGCGGACGACGCGGCUUUCUUUUUCGAGCCCAGGGAGAGAGUCAUCACCGGGUCGUCCUCCAGCCUCAGCUCCGACCCACCUGCGGCGAGUGCACCUGUCCAGCCCGCAUCCAGCCGCACAUCCAAAAGACUGAGCGCGACCUCUUCUGAAUAUGACUCUAGUCUUCAUCCCAUAGUGAAGUCAGUCUUUGGGCAGGACCGAGAGUUGAGGCCAGAAGAAAUGGAUGAGUUGCGCGAGGCUUUCAGGGAGUUCGACAAAGACAAAGAUGGGUUCAUCGGCUGUAAAGACCUGGGGAACUGCAUGAGAACUAUGGGCUACAUGCCAACAGAAAUGGAGCUAAUAGAACUCAGCCAGCAGAUCAACAUGAACUUAGGAGGACAUGUUGACUUUGAAGACUUUGUUGAACUCAUGGGGCCCAAACUGCUGGCUGAAACAGCAGACAUGAUAGGGGUGAAAGAGUUGAGGGAUGCGUUCAAGGAGUUUGACACAAAUGGUGAUGGCCAGAUCAGCACAGCAGAACUUAGAGAAGCGAUGAAAAAACUUUUAGGACAACAGGUUGGACACAGAGAUCUGGAGGACAUCCUACGAGACAUAGAUCUCAAUGGGGACGGACAUGUAGACUUUGAAGAAUUUGUGCGGAUGAUGUCUCGAUGAGUUUGCUGUAGAGAACCAAGAUGGAUUUUUUGUUGGUAUGGGAUGAAUGGGAGCGAGAGACCUGAUGGAUCUUGAACUUCUGCACUUCUGUCAAUGAACAAGAAAACAAAAACAUAUCAACCCUGCCCUGAAACUGCCACGCUGAAGCACAAAGGCUGACCACAGCAGCCUGGAGCAACACAUGUUGCCGCUGUUUCUUAGAGCGUAAACGAAACCAACAGCUGCAUUUCUGACUUUUACAAAGUAUAUUUUAAAAAGCAUAUUUUCCUUAACCAACGACAUUUCUAAUGCUGAUGUGGCUGUUGACCCAAUGGGUAUUUAUUAUGCUCAAACACUUUACUAUUGUUGUUAAUAAAAGUAGCAAUCAAGAAUA